This is a messenger RNA of Dioscorea cayenensis subsp. rotundata (Guinea yam), 2482 nucleotides long. RefSeq names its product tRNA dimethylallyltransferase 9. The transcript is spliced from 2 exons. The record is from RefSeq and is a predicted model, not a curated record. Bases 273 to 1580 code for a protein of 435 amino acids. Gene Ontology annotation, biological process: cytokinin biosynthetic process; tRNA modification. Gene Ontology annotation, molecular function: tRNA dimethylallyltransferase activity. NCBI's taxonomy places the organism in Eukaryota, Viridiplantae, Streptophyta, Magnoliopsida, Dioscoreales, Dioscoreaceae.
AACUCUUAAACAUAAUAUAAAAAAAAAAUAAAAAGAUUCUUAUCACCAAUUUAUCCAAAAAAACACACACAAAAAUUAACUAAACUUAACUUUCUAUAUAUGUACACACAUACAACAAGAACAUAUCCUUCAUCUUUUCAUUCAUCCCUUGCCAUAUCUCAAAGCGAUUGAGCUCAAUUCCAGCCAGUGAUUCUCAACACGCAAUCCCUCGUUCCUCGGAAAAGCCCUAUAACUUAUUAAUUCAUAUAUUUUUGCCAAGCGCUCUUAUCCAAAUGCAACGAAUCGACCUUCAUUUGGCGCUCCCAUUGAUCCGCCCACUCAUCAACAUCAACAUCAAAAACAUCCCACGCGCCUCCCGUUUAUCAACAUUCUGCUCCUCUGCACAACCAAUCAAGAACAAGGACAAGGUAAUUGUAAUCUCAGGCCCAACCGGCGCCGGAAAGAGCAGGCUCGCAUUGGAGCUCGCCAAGAUUCUCAAUGGAGAAAUCAUCAGCGCAGACUCUGUGCAAGUGUAUCGUGGGCUUGACAUCGGCUCGGCAAAGCCUUCGGCUGCUGACCGUAAUGAAGUUGCGCAUCAUCUGCUUGACAUACUGCACCCAUCACAAGAAUAUUCUGCCGGACAAUUCUAUGAGGAUGCCCGGAAGGCAACAUGUGAAAUUCUUGCAAACCAGAGAGUGCCGAUUGUUGCCGGUGGCACAGGGUUGUAUCUAAGAUGGUAUAUGUAUGGAAAACCCGAUGUACCAAAAUCGUCGAUGGGGAUUAGCUCUCAAGUGUUCUCUGAGCUGAUGCAGUUGCAGGACAGGGGGAAGUGGGAUGAAGCUGUGGAGUUGGUAGUUAAUGCUGGUGACUUGAGAGCUCGGUCUGUGCCGUAUAAUAAUUGGUAUCGGCUUCGACGGAGCCUAGAGAUAAUCCGGGCUAGUGGCUCGCCACCAUCUGCAUUUGCAGUUCCUUAUGAUGAGUUUCAAGGUGGAGAUGUUGCAAAGAAUUUGGACUAUGACUUCAUUUGCCUGUUCUUAUCGGGGCCGCGUGUUGAUCUUUACAGGGCUAUAGACUUGAGAUGUGAAGAGAUGCUCAUGGAGACCGAAGGACUGCUCUCAGAGGCAUCAUGGCUUCUUGAUAUCGGACUCCAUCCGAGCACUAACUCAGCCACUCGAGCUAUUGGCUAUAGACAAGCAAUGGAGUACUUACUGAGUUGUAGAGAAGCUAAAAGUUGCAGUGCUGAAGGGUUCAUUGACUUCCUCUCUGAGUUCCAGAAAGCAUCAAGGAAUUUCGCAAAGCGACAAAUGACAUGGUUUAGAAAUGAAAAGAUCUAUCACUGGCUGGACGCUUCCCGACCAAUGAGAGAAGUGAUUGAUUUUGUCUGCAGUGUUUAUCAGGAGGCUGGAACCGGGAAGGUCAUUGUACCUCAGAAACUGAAGAUGAAGAAGGAUGUCAAUAACCAGCGGGAAACUUAUGAGCUAAAAUCUUACCGACCAAGGAAUAAGCUGUUCAUCGAGGAUGAAGAUUGCCAUCGUGUUUUGGAUUGGGUCCGGAGAACACAGUGUCAAACUGUUGAAGUUAGUAGGAAUCCAGCUUUGUAAGGAUUUCUUCUGAUGUUUCAAAACUGGGGCACAUCUUGUUUUUUUUUCCUGCAAAACUGAAAUCAUGAUAAAGCCUCAUGUAGAACUAUAUGCAUGACAUUCAAUAAUCAAACCUCUGAUUUUCUGAAUUAUCUUGACCAGUGCAAACAGCAGGAGAUUCCAACUACUGGAUGUAACAUGAUUAAUGACAAAAUAAGGACAUUGAAAUAUAAGAGUAGCCAAAAUUACAUGCAGUGGAAGACCAACUUCUGAAAAGCUUCAUCUCUGAGAAAACAAUUCAGACAGUGAACAUCAGCAAUAUGUCAGAAUUUAUAUGGAUAAUAACCUUAUAAAUAUUAUUGGCAACCUUAAGUAACCCAAACCUUCAAGGUUAGUGCAAGAAUAAAAGCAAAUAAGUUCAGAAUCUUGGUAUGCAGGACCAUUAGAGCUUGGUUUAUAACAAACAGACCGCAUUGAUAGAAGGAACGCCAUGUUGAUCAGUGGCAAUAUAAGAACAUUAGAAUAUGAAAGCUUCAUCUCCGGGACAUCAAAUUGCAUGAUCUUACAAAUAUUUUUGCCACACUUCUGUGACCUAAACCUGCAAGAAUAAUACAAGAAUAUGAACAAAACAAGUUCAGAGAGUUGUGUUGAGGUCUAAGGUUUGAUCAGAGGGUUCUGGAGAUACUAGGCGACUGUGGACAACCUGGAGAACCUCGAAUGCAAGACCUAGUGGACAGAUGUGAAGCUGGAGUAAUAUGCAGUAACAAGCUCAGUUUUUGCUGCAUAUGUCUUAUAUGAAUGUUUGUAUUACUUUUAUUAUGCUUUUACUGGUAAUUUGAUGUAUGUCUGUACUAAGUGUAUGGAUGUUCUGGUUGUGCUAAUUGUGAUGCUUUACUGGCAUGCACUUUAGAUGUUUGUAUAAA